GCGCUUCCGGCCGGAAGGGGCUCCGCGGAGGGGUGGGGGACCGAAGGGAAGUCCCGCCUCUGCCGCCCCCGGGACGCAGCCGACUGCACCGCCGCCGCCGCCAAGCACCUGGCCGGGUCCCGGAGGGUCGGGCAGAUCUGAUUCCGGAGCUGUCAUGAUUGAAGUGGUAGCAGAGCUGAGCCGGGGUCCUGUAUUUUUGGCUGGGGAGGCGCUGGAGUGUGUGGUGACCGUCACCAACCCCCUUCCCCCCACGGCCACUUCUGCAUCCAGUGAGGCCCUGGCCUGGGCCAGUGCUCAAAUCCACUGUCAGUUCCAUGCCAGUGAGAGUCGAGUAGCACUGCCUCCCCCUGACUCUAGUCAGCCAGAUGUCCAGCCUGACAGCCAGACUGUCUUUCUGCCGCACCGAGGUGAGAGAGGUCAGUGUAUUCUUUCUACUCCACCAAAAAUUCUAUUCUGUGACCUGAGGCUAGAUCCUGGAGAGUCCAAAUCAUACUCCUACAGUGAAGUGCUGCCUAUAGAGGGACCACCCUCCUUUCGGGGUCAGUCAGUCAAGUACGUCUACAAACUGACCAUUGGCUGCCAGCGUGUCAACUCCCCCAUCACUUUACUCAGAGUCCCUCUGAGGGUUCUUGUGCUGACUGGCCUUCAGGAUGUUCGAUUUCCCCAGGAUGAGGCUGUUGCCCCAUCUAGUCCAUUCUUGGAGGAGGAUGAAGGUGGGAAGAAGGAUUCAUGGCUAGCCGAGCUGGCUGGGGAGCGCCUAAUGGCUGCCACAUCCUGCCGCAGCCUCCAUCUAUACAAUAUCAGUGAUGGCCGAGGGAAAGUUGGGACAUUUGGCAUCUUCAAAUCUGUGUACAGACUUGGUGAAGACGUGGUGGGGACCUUAAACUUAGGGGAAGGAACGGUAGCUUGUUUGCAGUUUUCAGUAAGCUUACAGACUGAGGAGCGUGUACAGCCUGAGUACCAGCGGCGACGUGGGGCAGGGGGUGUCCCCUCUGUGUCACAUGUGACUCAUGCCCGGCACCAGGAAUCCUGCCUACAUACAACCAGAACCAGCUUCUCCCUCCCAAUCCCUCUCAGCUCCACCCCAGGCUUCUGCACAGCCAUUGUGUCCUUGAAGUGGAGAUUGCAUUUUGAAUUUGUAACGUCCCGAGAACCAGGAUUGGUACUUCUUCCCCCUGUGGAACAGCCUGAACCUACCACCUGGACAGGUCCUGAGCAAGUACCUGUAGACACCUUCAGCUGGGACCUCCCCAUCAAGGUGCUGCCAACCAGCCCCACCCUGGCCUCAUAUGCUGCCCCAGGCCCCAGCACAAGCACCAUAACCAUCUGAAACUGGCCCACCCUGGUGCUAGUUCCUUCCGGAUACUGAGAACUCAGCACCUGAACUCUAGUGGGACCCACUUUUUCCACCUGAGGUCUAAUGGAGUGGACAAUGAGAGUCAGCCUUUCAGCCAUAGCAUUAAUUUAUUUAUUUGGAAGACAUUGGCAGCUGCUAGUGGUUUCCCUGGAAGUGGCAGCAGCAGUGAGCAGUCAGCAGAUGGGUGAUCAGUUGAGUUUAGCUGGAGUGGGGAGCAGGAGCCCCAGGAACAGGGGUGUUGGCUGAGCCCCACUCUGGGUCAGGCCCUCCCCCUUUGCAGGGUAGCCGAGGGUCAGAUUUUUGCACCAACGAGAACUGGCAGGUUCCUGCCUCCUGACGUACCUCACACCCAGCCGGGAAGUCGAUGGGAUGCUGGGACCUGAGGAACCAAGGUUGGGGGAAGAAGUCAGCACAGUGAAAGGCUGCCUUUAUCCCUGCCCAUGUUCCCUCUCUCACAGCUUUCCCCGCAGAGUCUCCUUGAGGGGCCCCUUGGUCCUCCUAACUAAGCUCUCACCUACCAUAUGUAGGCUUUUUUGGUUAUAUAACAGGAGUGUUUUUUUUUUUUUCUCCAGGUCCACCCCAACCUCCCCUGAUUUAUAGCCUGAAGCCUUAUCUUUCACACUAGUGUUGGUCCCUUCAGGGUCAUCCCAUCUCGUACUGCUCUUCUGUUCAUUCUUACAUCACAGCAAUCCAGUCACCCCCUGAUCAUCCCUCAGUCACUCAAAUCAGAGUCAUUCUCUGGCCAUCUUUAGUCACUCACGUGUCACAGCAGCCCACACCGACAGGAUGCAGACAGGUGCAAUGGAAACAAUCCUUGCGGAGCCAAGACUCACCCAGGGUGAAAUAUUUCCCCUCAUAGUGACAGGGGGCUAGGGAAGAAAGGGAAAUGUUAGUGGGUGUAGGAGUGCUGAUGAGAGGCAGAGUCUCUUCGGGUCUUGAGUGGAGAAAAUAAGUAUGUACUAUCCCCAUGUUUAGUUUUUCUUUCCUGUUUCACAGCUGGAGGGAGCCUGGGUAUUCUGACACAGGAUCAUCUCUAAGGCCCUGUCCUCCCAGUGCCCUCUCUGCUCCUCCUCCUUUCCUAACACCUCACCCCACUUUACCUUGAGCUUGGAAGUAACACUUGCUGUAGACUCCCGGGUGCAGGAGAAGUAGAGACAUCACCAAGCAGAUGAUUCCCCAGCCUCCUAGGAUCCCUUUGGCCUGUCCAGCCCAGAGCAUCCUCGGGGCCAUUGCUGCUGCACAGCCCUCUCGGACCUCAGCCUCUGCUCAGCUACUCUAGUCUUGACUCCUUGACUUUGCUUUAUGUUGCUCCUUGAGUUUUAGUUUCUCUCUUUCUUUCCCGGGCUCCUGUCUCACACUAUCUCCCUGCCCUCUACUCUCACAGGCUGGGGAUGUUUAUAAAGUGAGGACCCUGGCCCCCUGCUGAGCAGAGCUGGAAAAGCUGUAACUCUGUUUCCUGAGGUGAGGGCAUGAAAACAAGAGGUCUAGCUUUAACAAGCUGUGAGAGCUGAUUCAUGCCCCAGCACAGCUAGAGGGAGGGAGGGAGGUGGCUAUGGAGGGGGCACUGGAUUGGGCACUUCCCUAGCAAGGAGGUAGGAGGGGGUGAGGGCCCCCAGGUGGUCUCCAGAUCUCUUCCCUGACCUGGAGAGAAGGAAGCAUUCCACUUUCCCCCUUUCUCCCCCACUGCCACCACCAGGAGUGUGUAUGCUGGGAUCCCUGCCUGGACCGGAGGGAGGCAUUUCCUGGGGUUGGUUAAUCCUGUGCCCCAGCCAAACCCAGGAGCUGCAAUAGGGUGCGACGGCCAGAGGCUCCAGGAGAGUGAGCAGGCACCUGGAGUGGAGACUGUGUUUCCCUUAGACCCUAGGGCAGGGUUUCCCUAAUGUAUCCAAGAAAUAGGGCUGCCCCUCAGAGAUGAUAGAGGUCUCUUUUCCUCAGGCAUUCCAGAGGAACUGUCCAUUGCUUAUCACCCUCAAACAUACAGCAGAUGCGGGAUCAUCCCACACCUGGGGAUGGUUCUUUCCCCCUUUCAAAGAGGAGCAUCUCCAAGUGCCCUGAUGGGAGGAAUCACUUCAGUUUCACAGCGGUGUUCUUUCUUUCCUUCCAUAUGUAAUGGAGUGAGGUUUUUAGGAAUUUGUCAUUUAGCAUCUCCUUUGAGUUUCCCACAGGUUCUGGAGGAUCUCGGGAUGGAUGAUUGAGAGCUUAGGCUGUAGAGAUGGUCUCCUUGGAUUCAGAACCUGACUCCACUUAGCUGUGUGACCUGGCCAGAUUACUUCACCUUGCUGAGCCUGUUUGCUCAUCUAUAAAUUGUGGGUAGUAUUGCCAACUCAUCAGGCUGUUAUGAGGAUUAAGUAAGAUAAUGUGUGCAGUGCUCAUCACCAUCUCUGGUGCGUAAGCAUCAGAAAAUAGCAUUUGCUCUGAUUGGUACUAAAGCUCAGAGGCAGAUGGGUGACAUUCAUUUCUUUGAAUGACAGUCAGCAGUUUGUGCGUAGCUGAGGGCUUCUGUUGGGGAUGGCUCCCUCCUGGCAUAGGCCUUUGCCCCUUUCACAGUCAUGCUCCAUGUCAACAGUCCCCAACCGUUUUGGUACCGGGACUGGUUUUGUGGAAGACAAGUUUUCCACCAGCGGAUGGAGGGGGAUAUUAGCGUAGGUGGCCGGGGUAGGGGGGAAGGGGGUAGGAGAUGAGUUUGGGUUGAAACUCUUCUACCUAAGAUUAUCAGGCAUUAGAUUCUCAUAUGGAGCAUACAACCUAGAUCCUUUAGAUGUGGAGUUCCCAGCAGGGUUUGCACUCCUGUGAGAAUCUUGUGCUGCUGCUCAGGAGGAGGAGCUCAGGCGGUAAUGCUCACUCAUCCACUGCCCACCUCCUACUUUGCUCCUGUUUCCUAAUAGGCCACGGACUAGUACUGGCCUGUGGCCUGGGGGAUGGGGACCCCUGCUCUAUGUCACCUUUUCCACGUCUUUCAAAAGCAGGUACCUCCAGGGGCAUUUUGGUUUUGGCCCUUGUGUUGACUUCUGAAUGUCUGGUUUGAGAAACUGUUGCCAAUAAGCCUGCUUUCUCCAGAUCUGCACCCUCGCCUCUACCCUGGGACAAGCUGUCCUUUUCUUAUCAGCCUGCCAGAUAACUUUAAGUCUCCUGUUUUUCCUCAUUGGGAUUCAGAUCCAUUUCUCCCCGUCUCUGCUCAUGUGAACUCUCCAGUUCUUUCUUGCCACUCUCCUGCUAGCCAUCUUGGUGGCACUAAAGGUCCUGGUCAGACUGGAUUUCUUUCAUUUUUCUACACUUCAAAGACCCAUGUUCCAGGUAUUCCCCACAGGGAGAGUCUUUUUGGCAUUUAUUUUGUUUUUCUAAGUUUUCAGUUCCAUUUACUCCCAAGACUCACUUCCUGCCACCUAGUGCAUCAGAUACAACUACUUCUGGCCGACUUUUCAUGGGGGCCACCCUGCCUGUCACCUCUUCAUUGUUCAGAAAUGACUGUCAGUGUACCUCCAUCUCCCUUGCUGUCCUCUUCCAAGAAGACAGCUGAGGUGGAUGGAGAUGUAGAAUGGACCUCAUGUUCACCCUAGUCGGGUCUGAUACCCUUUCCAUUUCAGAAGAGUGCCAAGAAAAAAACUCACAGUUGAAGCAGGGUGCUCUGAGGUUGGCUGCGGCAUGGGGGGUACGACAUGGGCCUGCUGUCUGGACUGGAGCAGGUGGAUUCAAAGGCCUGUCUAGUAGGAGGGCCCAAAGGUCUUGUCAGUGGCCAGUAGCUCUGUUGCCUUUCCCGGAGGGGGUACAGCGAACACCCUGGAAGGCUGGGCCCUGGACCACCUUCUGCUCCUGCAAGCUGGAGCCAGCCCGAUAGGGGGCGGGCAUGAGUAGGAAGCUGGGGAGCUGGAGAGCUUGAAGGUGGGGGGAUGAUGCCAAAGGGAAAGAGAGCCCCAAUGGGGAUUGGUGCAUGUGUGGUAAUGGGGACCGAAGUGAGGGUUCAUCGCCUAUGACAAAGAUGAGGUAGGUAUAUAGGGGCUUCUGGAAAGCUAAAGGCUGGGCUGAGCCAAGAGUCUUCUUCCAGAAGUUGAGGGGGGCAGUGCAGAGGUGUGGGUUGAGCCCGCAUGCGUGCCUGCGGAGAAGGGGUGAGUGGUGAGGAUCCGGCCUGCUGGGUCCUGGGGGCGUGGUGGCUGGCUCGCAGGGCCUGGAGGGGGCGGCUGGCUCGCGCUGCACGCAGGGGGACAAGGAAAACAUCCGCCGGAGGCCCAGCCGGGCAGAGCUCCAGCCUCGGGGCAGGUGCACGGCGGCGAGGAAGUGAGCGCAUUCCGGCCCCCCCCCCACUUCAGCCGCCGGGCCUCUGGUGAGUCACCACCGACCCCCGCCGCUGGAGGGAGAGCUGAGCUGCGGGCCAGAGCCCAAGAGGGUCGGUUAAGGAGCCUGGAAGGUUUCUGGGAGCAAAGGGUCACUGAGUGGGCUUCUGUCCUGGUGUCGCUACGGGCGCGAAAUGGACACUGAACAGUCUGACUGAAUUGAGGCAGGUGGGGAAUGAGCCCCAAGAUAACAGCGGGCUGAGAGCUGACCCCAGGGCAAAGAGGGGCCCUGGUGAGGUGAAAACUGGGAGUCAGCGCAGGUGGCAAGGCUUAGAAAGGGAGGGGAGCCGGGCUGAUUGGGGUGACAGGAAGAAAGUGCGCCAAGUUAGGCCUGGGAGAACUGAGGGACCUGAGCAGAGACGAGGGAGAACAACAUCAGAUGGGAAGGCAGAAAUGGCCAAACCCCAGGCAUCAGGUCUGGCCAGAGGCUGGGGUAGACAGUGAAGGGUAGGUUUUAGGGAGUAGGGGGAGUUAAGAUUAUUUGGGUACAUUUUGGGAUUUGGUCUCACCGGUAGAAGGGAACCUGCUGGUCUCAGGAAGAGUAACGAUGGCUUCAAAGCAAGGUUGUCUGUGUCUUGGAUUACUGUCUGCUAUUCAGCCUUUGCCAAAAAAUUUGGCACUGAUCUGCACAUUUUUGUAGUCAUUUAAAAUUAUAUGACUAUCAAACAAGUAAUUUUGAUGGAUUUUUUAAUUUAAAAAAUUAAAAUAGAAAAUUUGCAUAGUUUAAUUCGGUAUUUGACUUAAAACCCAAAGUGAGGCUCUCAGAUUGGUAAUAUGGUGUCAAGCCUUUUGUUUGGCUUUUGUGCCAUUUUCCCCUCACUGACUUGUUUGAAUUCUUUGUGGCAGAUGCUUCAGUUUUUCUGUGUCAGUAGUGUUGUUGCAUUUCUACUUUUCCUGUCCCUCAUUUUACUGUCUUUGUUUUUAACCUUUUUCUGUGUAGCCCUCUAAACUCCCCUAUAUAUUUUGAACCAAGAAGAACAUUUAUUGGAAUGGGACUACAGUAUGCAAAGACAAAUAACUCACAGUUUUGCUGUAUAUGUUACGCUACUGUCUUCUUUGGAUGUAUAUGUAACUAUAGUUUCUGUAUUUAUCCUGUGGCUGAUAGAAAAAGUUAAAGCUGUUUAAUUCACCAUAGUAUUUGUACAACAGCAGUUUAUUAGGCUGACUUCUCUUCUAAAAUCAACACUAUAAUGGCAUUUUGUACUUGUCCCAGAGAUACUAAUUCUGUCAUGAUUCUUAUGAUCUGUGUUAUGUUGGGCCAAAGGUGAUUACAAGGAUUAGGAUCUUUAUAAUUUAUUUUAAAGAUCUUUAAAUUCUGUGUUGCCUUUGGUCCCAAACAAGCAAAUCUGGAUCUUGUUAAUGAAAGAAAGAAAGAGAGAAAGAGAGAGAGAGAGAGAGAGAGAGAGAGAGAGAGAGAGAGAGAGAGAGAGGAGAGGAGAGAAGAGAGAGAGAGAGAGAAAGAAAGAAAAGAAAAGAAAAAGAAAGAAACUGUCUUACUUUGGGCACUGUUGCUUUCUCCCAUGCUGUUUCAACCCCAGCCCUACCCUAUUCCCAGGGUCCUUUGCCUUCAUUCCUUCUUUGCUCUGCUGGGCAUCUUUGGAGGAAAACUUCACACUGACUUCCUCUACUAUAAAUUCUCUCCCUCCUCUCAACUCUACACUUCUCUUUGCCAACAUACACCACUACUGCUUUAGUGAUUUUUUUUUUUUUAAGCCCACAGCCCUUUCUGGCUCUUUUCCACCUUUAACACUCUUAUGUCGAAAUCCUCUUUUUCCUCCUUUCUCUUUGGUAAGACCUCAGACUUUUUAAAAUGCUGGGCUUGAUUGUUUAUUCUGCAUGGUCCACUUCUGCCUUCCUUCCUCUUCUAUUACCCUUUUCUUAUUCUAGACUUUAAACUCAGUUACGCUUGCCUUCACCAAAACCUUAACCUUUCCUAUGAUUAGAAAAAGAUGCAUAUGUUUCCAUUAUUUUUCCCGCAAGAAAACACAUUCUCAAAUUCAUAUGCACUUCAAACUCUCCUCCCAACAUUUUGCAUCCAGAAGCAUAAUGUGGCAAUUAUUGUGAAGUCCACUGAAUGACCAUUGAAGCUUGGUGUUAUGCCAGGCACUGUAUAGUGAAUUUCAUAAUGCUGGUGCCAGAUUUCUGAAUUAUUACAGACAACAGAUGAUAGGCUAGGCACAGUGGUUCAGGCCUGUAAUCCCAACACUUUGGGAGGCAAAGGCAGGAAGAUUGCUUGAGGCCAGGAGUUCGAGACCAGCCUGGCUAACAUGGUGAAAUUCUGUCUCUAAAAUUACAAAAGUUAGCUGGGCAUGGUGGCACGUGCCUGUAAUCCCAGCUACUCUGGAGGCUGGGAUGGGAGAAUCGCUGGAACCUGGGAGGCAGAGGUUGCAGUGAGCCGAGAUUGUGCCACUGUACUUCAGGCUGGGUGACAGAGUGAGAUCCUGUCUCCAAAAAAAAAAAGAGGAAGAAUUCUUUGAUAUGCAAUUGCUUCUCCACUUUCCCUUCCCUCUCAUGAUCUCUGCUCAGUAAAACCAAGGUGCAUUUUCUGGACCCAUCUAUCUUGGGGGUGAUUAGUAGUAAAGGGUUGUAAAUACUUGUAAUUUUUUUUCCUUUCUAAUAUAAUUCUUGACCUCCUUCUAGAAGCCCUGUCAUCUUAUCUUUGCUGGAGAAUUUUUAAGCUUUUUUUUUUUUUUUUUUUUUUGAGACAGAGUCUUGCUCUGUUGCCCAGGCUGGAGUGCAGUGACAUGAUCUCAACUCACUGCAACCUCCGCCUCCUGGGUUCAGUGAUUCUUCUGCCUCAGCCUCCAGAGUAGCUGGUAUUACAGGCGAGAGCCAGCACGCCUGGCUAAUUAUUUGUAUUUUUAGUAGAGAUGGGGUUUCACCAUAUUGGCCAGGCUGGUCUCGAACUCCUGACCUCGUGAUCCACCCACCUCGGCCUCCCAAAGUUCUGGGAUUACAGGCAUGAGCCACCGCACCCAACCCAAGCAUUCUUUUGCAGAAGAAUCUCUAAUGUCCUUUUUUCAUCCAGAUCUACACUUGAUGAAUCCUAAAGCUACUUCUGCACAGUUCCUUUAUCCAUUUUUUUUUUGUUUUUCUUUUCCAUUUUUUGUGCCUGUGUUAUUUUUCAUGGGUUUAUUAUCUCUUUACAAAUGGGCCGCAUCCACUGAGGGGCAGCAUUGAUUUCCCACUGCUGUCACCCAGUGCCUCAGCGUCCCUUGAUCCCUUUUUUCGUUCACUCUUGCUGGCCAUACUUACUUCCCUUUAUUGUCUGUUCUAAUCUUUUCCUUACCUAUCUCUUUAAUGAAAUUCAUUAUUUUAAAAAAGAUUUCUGGGGUCUCAAAAGUUUUUCAGGAGACCUCACAUAAGUUGUUGCAUUGUGAGCUAAAACUGUGUAGCAUUGAUUUCCCCCCAGAUUGGGGCUGAUGGUGGGGGGGUUGAGACAGCAGAAUAUCCUCAUGUACAGAGUUUCUCUGCUGUGACACUGUUAACAUUUUGGAGGAUAAUCCUUUGCGUGGUGGGGGGGGCUGUUCUGUGUAUUGUAGGAUGCUUAGCAACUUCUCAAUAGAUGCCAAUGAUAUCAUCUCAGUUGUGACAAUCAAAAUGUCUCCAAAUUCUUCCAAAUGUUCCUGGAAGACAAAAUCUACCCUCUACCCCAGUGUCGAGAAUUACUGUGCUGGAAUAUCAGCUUUUUGAAAUUGAUUAAAUGGUUAUACUUUCUCUUCCCAAUUUCUGAUUUGUUUGCUCAGCUGGAGAUUUAGAAGUGUGGUCUUUGACUUACUUGGUCAGUGUAGCCUCUUAAAAUUUCAGGUUCCUGAGCUUAUCCUUAUGCUGAAUCAGAAACACUGAAGGUGGAAGUCAGAGAUUGGAUUUUUACAAGACACUACCCUCCCACCCCCCACCAGGUAAUUCUUCUGCCCUAGGUUUGACCCUCCUAUGGCAUAACUGUGCAUUAUCCACAUUUUUUUUUCCUGCAAGUCUUCCUGGUUCUCCAGCUUUGCUUCCGCUCUUGACCCCAUGAUGCCAACACAAAUAAGGAGGCCUUAGGUUACCAAGACAACUGGAGCACAGGAAACCGUAAAGGCUCAGUGCUCCCACAGGCAUCACAGACUGUGGCUGUGCUGACUUGCUUUCUCCUUAGGGACUCAGCCAUACUUCCUUUUCCCCAUCCCCCAAACUACCCAGACUGGCAGAUACUGAGGCCCAAGCCACAAACCCUGAUUUCACAGAUCUGGUAGUAGAUUUCUGGGGUAGGUAGAAUAGGAAUUGGUGAAUGAAGCUUUUCUUCUAGCAUUGAUAUUUCAUGUCAUCUUGGUGAUAAUUGAAUUUGUAAUCAUGAGAACUACAUUUCCCUGGGAGUUGGUUGGUAGAUGCAAGCUUUGGAAUCAGGAUGCUUCUCUUUAUGUUAUUUAUACCUGCUUCACUGGACCUUGAGUCUUAGAUGUUUUUGCAUCCCUAGCUAAAUGUGUUUACAAUUUGCGUUGGGCCAAAACAUUUAGCACUCUACUUCUGGAACACUGGAAGCAGCUAAUGUUUAGCAAGAAAAGAAUAUUUUUAGGGCCAGGUGCUGUAAUCCCAAAAUGCCAGCACUUUGGGAGCAUGAGGCAGGUGGAUUGCUUGAGUUCAGGAAUUCAAGACCAGCCUGGUAAUUCAAGACAAAACCCUGUCUCUACAAAAAAAAAAAAAAAAAAGAAAAUACAGACAUUAGCCAGGCCUGGUGAUGUACUCCUGUAGUUUCAGCUAUUUGGGAGGCUCAGGCAAGAGAGUCACUUGAGCGAGAGAGUCUCAGCUACUUGGGAGGCUCAGGCGAGAGAGGUCAAGGCUGCAGUGAGUCAUGAUUGUGCCUGGGUGACAGAGCAAGACGACCCUGUCUCAAAAAAAUAAAAAAUAAAAAUUUACCAAAUAAUGAAUUUGGGUUCUAUUUAUACUUAUAUCAAAGCUAGUCAUUUUUUAAAGGAGGAUCAUCUGGCUUGAUUAAUUCUCUUUAAAGCCAUGAAUAAAUGAAAACCUACUUGCACUUAGAUGCUUAAAAAUAUUGACUCGGGCUGGGCAUGGUGGCCCACACCUGUAAUCCUAGCACUUCAUGAGGCCAAGGCUGGCAGGUCACUUGAGGUCAGGAGUUUGAAAUCAGUCUGGCCAACAUGGUGAAACCCCGUUUCUACCAAAAAUACAAAAAAUUAACCGGGCAUGGUGGCACAUCCCUGUAAUCCCAGCUGAGGCAGGAGAAUCGCUUGAAGCUGGGAGAUGGUGGUUGCAGUGAGAUUCUUUAAAAAAAAAAAAAAAAUUGACUUGAUCCAAAAUAGGAGCAGGCUGCCUCCAUGGGACAUUUGUGCCAGGCCAGAACAAGGGAGAAUAACGGGAAAUAAGGCAGAUGUGAUAGCUCCCUUUAGACAGUUGAAGGACUCUCAAUGAUGAAGGAGGGAUUAGAUGUACUUGGUUUAGUUCCAGAAGAUAAAUAACUUAUUUAGUGAUAGGGGAACAAAUUUUGGCUUGAUAAGGAAGAACUUUUGAAUCAUUUGAGGACCCCAAAGUGGAAUUAGCUAAAUUGUUAGGCAGUGAAUUGUGACUGUAUUGUUUAUGUAGAGCUUAGAUGAACGUUUGCACAAGGUUUGGAUGAAGUUUUAGACAUUAAAUUGGGUUCAGUCUGCAAGGAAAAGCAGGCAGAUUUAGGAAGAGUCAAUUUACCCUUCUGUCAUGUGAUUCUGUGGCACUAUUAAAUUCAUUAUUUUUUUUCUAGGCACCUCUGUCAAUUUUACCCUCUCAAGUAAUUGAUAAUAGAGUUGAUAGUAAAGUCUUUAGAGAUUUCUCAAACGUUGUAUCUUAUCCCUCUGGAGAUUUCUCAAGGAUGCCUCAGAAGUGGCUGAGAAUGGUGAAAUGAAGGCCAUCUGGGGCUCUGAGCCCUUUACCUAUGCUCCAACCAGAACAAUCUUGCUUUUAUUUAUUUUACAAAUUAAAUGUAAUGGCUUCCUUGAAGAUUUUCUUUUUAACAGAAGAAAAAUGGUUCCGCUGUAAAAAAAAAAAUUAAAGGCUCUGAUAUUUUAAGGUCUUCCUUUUAUUGACGGGAAAACUGAGAUACAGAAGAAGUGUCUUGCCAAAGGUCACACAGUUAGUAAAGUUCAGAGUUGGGAUUCACAUCUAGCUCUUCUAGUUCAAAUUGUUUUUCUUCCACUCUACAAGUCUGCCUUGUUAGAAUUCAGUAAAAGCUUCUCUCCAUUCUACUGGCCACCACUGUAAUCCAGAAUCUCAUUUCUUCUAAUCUUCUAUUCUGUAUUAGCCACUUACCUAGUCUCCUUGCUGUCUAAUUCUGUUCUAUAUUAUAUAUGCUCUUGCCAUUUUAUUCUUCUUGGAAUAUUGUUUUCAUUCUGAGAUUUCCCUAUUUAAGAACCUUCUCCCUAUCUCUUAUAAGAACUUUUCAGCCUGGCCUUAUGUUAGCAUUCUUUAGAAUCCUCCUUGUUCAGCUGAAUGAGCCUAAAUCCAUCCUAUUAUGAGUAAUUAAUGAGCUAUAUAAUAGUGAGAUUAACUGAGUCCCUCCCUAUUCCUAGACUUCACCUUUGGCAGGAUUUUCAUAUAUACAGUUUUAAUCAGGCAUGACGAGAAGAUACAAAAGAAAUAGAAAAUUGCAGUCCAUAAAAAGCAAGUUACAUAGUAAUAUGAAUAAUAUAAUCCUAUUUAUAUCUCACAUGUAUUUUUUAAAACAAGAAUGAGAUGUAUAGAAAUUGUGUGGAAGAAAACACAUCAGGCUGGGCUCAGUGGCUCAUGCCUGUAAUCCCAGCACUUUGGGAGGCUGAGGCAGCAGAUUACCUGAGGUCAGUUCAAGACUAGCCUGGCCAACAUGGUGAAACCCCGCCUCCACUAAAAAUACAAAAAUUAGUUAGGUGUGGUGUCAUAUACCUGUAAUCCCAGCUGCUUCGGGGGCUGAGGCAGGAGAAUCGCUUGAACCUGGGAGGUGGAAAUUGCAGUGAGUCGAGAUUAUGCCACUGCACUCCAGUCUGGGCAACAGAGUGAGACUCUGUCUCAAAGAGAUUGAGAAAGGAUGAGGGGAGGAAAGGGGACUUCCACCUCCUUUUUUUACUCAGAAGACUGAGCAGACUGUUUGAGACCAGAAGGUCGAGGCUGCAGUAAGCCGUGAUCAUGCCACCGCACUCAGCCUGGUUGGCAGAGUGAGACCCUGUUUCAAAAAAAAAGUGGAGAACACAGUUUUUUUUCCCACAGUGGAGACCUUUUGAAGUAUUAACCUUCUGGAAAAAGGUUAAUUUCAAGUCUUAUAGCUUGAUCUGAUUUUUAAAAAUUUGAUGUAAGCUAAUCAUGAGAAGUGUGCAGAUUCACACUCUUUAACUCCUGUGGAUUGAAAAACAAAUUAUCUAACUUCCAUUUCCACUGGUCAGAGAACUCAUUCUUCUGGUAUGUUUCAGAAGGCUGAUGGAGCAAGGAUAACCUUAUAUUACCAAUGGACUGCUUAAUCUCUAUAAUGAUUUGUUGGCCAGCUACUACUAUUGAUAACAAAAAUACUUUUUUUUAAUUUUUGAGUUGGAGUCUCACUUUGUUGCCCAGGCUGGAGUGCAGUGGUGUGAUCUCACUGCAACCUCCGCUCCCCAGGUACAAGCAAUUCUCCUGCCUCAGGCUCCCUAGUAGCUGGGAUUACAGACAUGCGUCACCAUACCAAUAAUUUUUGUAUUUUUAGUAGAGACAAGGUUUCACCAUGUUGGUCACGCUGGUCUUGAACUCCUGACCUCGUGAUCCACCCUCCUUGGCCUCCCAAAGUGCUGGGAUUACAGGUGUGAGCCACUGCGCUGGCCAAAAAAUACUUUAACUGUUUCAAGAUACUUUUUUGUUAACUUUAUUGAAAUAUAACUUAUAUACAAGAAGAUGUAUCCAUUUAAAAUGUACAAUUCAGUGAGUUUUAACAUAUGUAUAUAUCUGUAUAAUAAUCUCCCAAUCAGGAUAAAGAACAUCUCUGUCACCAACCUGCUCCACCCCCAGAUUUUCUUAUUACCGUUUGCAUUUACUCUCCCCUCAUUGCAAUCCACACUGAUCUGGUUUCUAUCACUGUAGAUUUGUUUUGUAGAGUUUCAUGUAAAUGCAGUCACAGGGUAUGUAUUCUGCAUUUGGCUUCUUUAACUCAGCACACUGUUUUUGAUAUUUAUUCAUUUUUUUGUGUAUAUUAAUAGUUUGGCCAGGCACAGUGGCUCACACCUGUAAUCCCAGCACUUUGGGAUCCUGAGGUGGGCAGAUCAUGGGAAGUCAGGAGUUUGAGACCAGCCUGGCCAACGUGGUGAAACCCUGUCUUGACUAAAAAUACAAAAAUUAGUUGGGCAUGGUGGUGCUCGCCUGUAGUCCCAGCUACUCAAGAGGCUGAGGCAGGAGAAUCUCUUGAACCCAGGAGACGGAGGUUGCAAUGAGCAACCACUGUACUCCAGCCUGGUGACAGAAUGAGACUUCAUGGCAAACAAACAAAAAAAAAAUUUGUUCUUUUUUUAUUGCUGGGCAAUAAUUCAUUGUAUGGACAUACAGCAAUUUGUUUACCCAUUCAUCUGAUGAUGGACAUUUGGGCUGUUUUCCACUUUUUUGGAAGCUGCUAUGAACAUUCACAUUGAAGUCUUUGUGGACAUGUUUGCAUUUUUCUAAGAUAAAUACCUAGGAGUGAAACUUAGGUCUGUUGUAAGUGAAUGUUUUACUUGAUAAAGAAAAAACUACCAGUUGGGUGCAGUGGCUCAUGCCUGUAAUCCCAGCAGUUUGGGAGGCUGAGGCACGCAGAUUGCUUGAGUCCAGGAGUUUGAGACCAGCUUGGACAACAUGGCAAAACCAUCUGUAAAAAAAAUUAGCUGUGUGUGGUAGCUGAGGUGGAAGGAUCAUCUGAGUCUAGGAGGCAGAGGUUGCAGUGAACCAUGAUCUUGCUGUUGCACUCCAGCCUGGGCAACAGAGCAUGACCCUGUCUCAAAAAAAAAAAAAAAAGUUCCUAAUUUAUUUAUUUAUUUAAGAUGGGGUUUCACCAUGAUGGCCAGGCUGGUCUUGAACUCCUGACCUCAGGUGAUCCACCAACCUCGGCCUCCCAAAGUACUAGGAUUACAGGCGUGAGCCACCGCGCCUAGCCUUUUAUUAAUAAAAUAAUUUUUAAUUUUUUUAAAAAAAGAAAGUGCCAUACUGUAUUCCAAGUGUCUGUACAACUUUCCACUUACCAGCAUUAUGUGAGAGUUCUAGUUGCUUUGCAUCCUCAUCAGCACUAUUGUCAGUUUCCUAAAAAACAAACAAACAAAAAAACACCCUAGUAAGUGUGUAGUGGUGUCUCACUGUGGUUUUAAUUUGCAUUUUCCUCAUGAUUAAUGACAUUGAGCAUCGUUUUGUGUGCUUAUUUGUCACCAGUGUCUCAUAUUUGGUGAAAUCUAUUCAAAUUAUUUGCCCAUUUAAAAAACUGGAAUGUUUGGCUUCUUGUUACUGAGUUUUAAGGGUUACUUGUAUAUUCUGGAUACAAGUCCUUUAUGAGUACAUGAAUUAAAAAUACUUUCCCCCAGUUGGUGGCUUGCCUUUUUGUUUUCUUUAUAUUGUCUUUUGAGGAGCGUAAGUUUUAAAUUUUGGUGAAGUCAAAUUUUUUGCUUUUUUCUUUAUGGCCAGUAUUUUUUGUAUCCUGCGCAAGAAAUCUUUCCUUACACCAAGGCCACAAAGGUUUUUUCCUACAUUUUCUUCUGUAUCUAAAAGUUUUGUAAUUUGAGCUUUACAUUUAGGUCUUUUAUGUUUAUGAUCCAUUUUGAUCACAUGCUCAAUUUUGUUCUCACUGCACAAAAAAACACAGUAGGAAAGGAAGAAUCUGGAAUAGAGAUGACUGCCUCUCUCAAAAGACAGAUUGUAUAAUAGAAAUAUUAAACUUUUGUUCUGUGCAUUAUCUUCAUCUAAUAUUUAUUAAGUAAUAACUAUUCAGUAGUAAACUAUAUAUAAAUUACCUAAUGUGAGUCAGGCACUGACAUAUACUAGACAAUGCUCUUGUUCCCUUGGAGUUUAUAUUCGAGUGGGAGAAAUUGUGUUUUUAUUAUAGUGAGCAUCCAUCCUUUAUAUGGUAGUCAAGAAAAAUGUCAUUGCCAUUGCCUCUAUCUGUGAUUUCCCAAAUCCUCAGUUGAAGGAAGCAUUUUAGGUUGUUGGUAAUCUUCUUAAUACUAUUGUAUGAUAAAGCAUGAACCUGUUUCCACAAAGAGUUACUGAUCUGCAGAGAAAAGGGAAUCUUGGGCUGCAUACAGCCACCUACAAUGUGUGAUGUGGUAGAGCAGUACUGAAUGCACAGUCUUAUCAAAUGAUCUCAUGUUCCUGUCACUACUGAGGUGUAAUGACCAGAGUUAAUGAUCUUCUCCGGGUUUAAGCAAAUUGGUUUGUUUUUGUUUUUGAGACGGAGUUUUGCUCUUUUUACCCAGGCUGGAGUGCAAUGGCACGAUCUCCGCUCACCACAACCUCCGCCUCCUGGGUUCAGGCAAUUCUCCUGCCUCAGCCUCCUGAGUAGCUGGAAUUACAGGCACGCACCACCAUGUCCAGCUAAUUUUUUGUAUUUUCAGUAGAGAUGGGGUUUCACCAUGUUGACCAGGAUGGUCUCGAUCUCUUGACCUUGUGAUCCACCCGCCUCGGCCUCCCAAAGUGCUGGGAUUACAGGCGUGAGCCACCGUGCCCGGCCCAAGUUAAGGGAUUGUUACAUUAGUCCAGGUGAAGGAUGAUGGUGGUUUGAACUGCAUAGGGUAGAGGUAGUAGAGAAGAUAGAUUUGGGGCAUAUUUUGGAGGUAUGUCCAGCAAGGCUUAGAUGUGGAGAGUAGUGAGGAAGAUGGAGAAUUCAAGGAUAACCAAGGUUUUUGGUUGAACACCUAUGUGGAUGAUAGUGUCCUUUGCUGAGUAAGAGAACACUGGAAUGGGAAAAUAUUUUGGAGGAAAAUCAUGUGUCUGGUUUGGAUGUUGAGUUUGAAGUUCUUGCAAGACCAUCCAGUGAAGAGAUCCUGUGGGCAGUUGGGUAUAUGAUUUGAAACCUGAUAGAAAUGGACUAGCAAUUCAUUCUUGGCAUAUAGAAAUUCGUUAUUGGAGCAGUGGGCAUAGGUAUUACUGCAGAGAGAGAGAGAAUUGAGUGGAAAAACAAAUCUAAAAUAUAUCCCUGAGGAUCAUUAAUCAACCCAAGGGCAAGCAGAGAAGGAAGAGUCGGUAAGAGACUGAGAAAGAGCUGCCAGGUUGGAAAAAACCUGGACAGUAUGGUGUCAUGGAGGGUAUACCACUGCAGUCAGCUGUAGGGGAGUGUCAGAGUGUUUGACUGGACUUCUGGAGAUGCUCAAGUUACCUACAAUAUUUGAUGGAGUGGGUAGGCUACAGAGGAUCAGAGGAGCACACCUGGAACUCCCAGUCUCCUGUAAGUAUCUCCCUAAUAAACACAUCAUCCUUCUGCCUGUCAAAUUGGAAGAAAACCUGAACUCCAGGAAGUAGCAGGGGUUCAGAGGAAAGAGAAGGUGCUCACACAGGUUAUACCUUUAACCUGGUGAGGUCUGGAAGGAUCAGAGUAAAUUUUAGUCUCUGGAUCUGAAGCAUCCCAUACAUUUUGUUGCCCUCUUACCACUUCUAGAAGUUGACCUUACUUUUUUUCCUCUGUCUUUGCCUCUUAUCUUUGCCCCUCUGAUUCUCUAGCCUGGUUGAUUCUCCUUGGCUCUUGAGCUUGGUUUAGUUUGUGUAGCACUCCUUUUCUGAGGAGUAACUUCCAUAACAAAUAUUUGCAGUAACUCCUCUGCUUGGCUGGCAAGUCCCAGAACCUUUGUCCUUAUGUACUGCCCUAAAAAGCAGUCACCCCCGAGCACAGCUCAGCUUUAUAGGCCUAGAUAUGAUUAGAUGCUUCCUUUACCCCUUCUGGAGGUGUUAGUGGCUCUGAGCUUAGAAGUUCUGUUCUCCUUAACCAUCUCCUUCUCUUGUUUUGCUUGUCCGAAACGUAUUUAUUAGCUAGAUGUUGAGGUUAAUAGUUCUACCCUUCAGUGAAGAUUGAUGAAAAAUUAGCCCAAAAUUGCAGUUUUCUAAUUUAAAAAAUCUAUAAUCUCUAUGUUCUGUGAGUUGGGUCUGAGGGAUGCCUCUAGCUCUUAGCUUUUAAUUUCAGGACUGAAUUUAACAUACCCUGGGUUUAAGUGGUGGCUUGUAAUUUCUAUAUAGGAGAAGCUUAAGGGGGGAAAUCUGAUUGGAAGAGAAGGGAGGUAGUUAGGUUUGCCUUAAAGCUGAGUACACAAGAGUAAUCUUAUCAGUUGGCUGGGACUGACUGCCAGAAAAAUUAAAAAACAAAGAUGUGGUUGAUAAAAAAUGUGUACUUUGUUCAUGUAAGUGAUUUUUAAAAAUGUAGACUCUGAGACCUUUUUUUCCCACCUUCCGUUGGCCAAUUAUUGCAUUUACAUAGUUUCUUCCUUCCUUCCCCAAAUAAGGUAUAACACCAUUAACCUGAGAAUUUUAAACACAUGCUUUGCUCACUUUUUUUCUGUUUAUGUAUUAUUUUUAUUUGGAUUAUUUUGGGGGGAGGGGAGGCAGGAGUUGCCAUUUGUGCCAAUGACUCUUCCUCAAAUCUUCCAAGCAAUCUUUUCCUUGGGGAGUUGUACUACAAAAUUCUAAUAAUUACUGUUGUGCAAUAUCGAGAUACCUUACAUAUGUAGCAACAAUGGCACAUAUGCUCACACCCAGUGAAACAAGGUCAUUUUCUACUGGCAAUAAUAUGCAUUGAGGUGACAGGUGAUGGUAUGGUUAUGGAUUAACUCACCAAGGAAAUGAGUCUGGAAAGAAGAAUGCAGAAAUCUGAGGACUAGAGCCUGGAGGGGGGAAGCUUUGAGUUAAGAGGAAGAAGAGGACUUCACCAUGGGGAGCCAUCAGCUGGACAUUGAGAUGGAAGGAUGACUAUGAGUAUGAGCUAUUACAGAAGCCAUGGUAAGAGUAGUAAGUAGAUGACAUUAACAUCAAAUGUGACUGAUGUGUAACUGGAGCAACUUACUGUCAUAUGCGAACUAACAACUCUACUGUGUUCUUCUUAAUCUAGAUAAUUUGUAAAAAUUUUACACUAGACUAUUCAGUUCUAUUCAACAAGUAUUUUUUGAGCUGCACACUAACUGUGGUGGGGUUGUAUAAAAGCUCUAAAGUUGUGUUUUAAAAUAAUAUGUCUUUAUAAACAAAUAUGCUGGCAAUUUAUACAUAAAACUCUCAAACUUUACUGGUAUAUUUGUUAAGUGGAGACUAUAGACCUAUUUCAGUGACAUUUACAAAAACUCCUUUGGUAUUCUUUUAUCCUUGUUGUACCUUAAAAAGAAAACCCAUAUAUAACUUCUAUUGUUACAAAAGUAAUACAUAAUUAUUGAAAAAUACAACUGGGCAUGGUGGCUUAUGGCUGUAAUCCCAGCACUGUGGGAGGCUGAGGUGGGAGGAUCACUUGAGCCCAGGAGUUCAAGACCAGCCUGGGCAACAUGGUGAGACCUUGUCUCUACAAAAAAAUAAAAAAACAAAUAGCCAGACUUGGUGGUGAGUACCUAUUGCUUGGGAGGCUGAGGCAGGAGGAUUGCUUGAGCCCAGGAGGUUGAGGCUGCAGUGAGCCGAGACUGCACUGCUGCACUCCAGCCUGGGUGACAGAUGGAGACCCUGUCUUAAGAAGAAAGAAAAGAAAAGAAAAUGUAUAUAUAAAUUAUAACACAUACUAUCCCUAAAGAGACAGUCAAUCUUAACAUUUUGAUUUUUACUGUUCCAGGUUUCUUUCUUUCUUUUUUUUUUUUUUUUUGAGAUAGAGGCUUGCUCUGUCAACCUAGGCUGGAAUCCAGUGGUGCUAUCUCAGCUCACUGCAACCUCCACCUCCUGGAUUCAAGCGAUUCUCCUGCUUCAGCCUCCCAAGUAGCUGGGACUACAGGCUCACACCACCACACCUGGCUAAUUUUUGUGUUUUUAGUAGAGACGGGGUUUCACCAUGUUGGCCAGGCUGGUCUUGAACUCCCAACCUCAGGUGAUCCACCCAUCUCAGCCUCCCAAAAUGCUGGGAUUACAGGCGUGAGCCACUGUGCCCAGUCCCAGUUUUCUUUUAAAAAAAAUUUUAUUUAAUUUUAAAAAAUCUUUUCCGCUGAACAGCCUGUGGGGAGAUAUAUAUAUAUAUCAGAUAAACUAUAAACUUAAAUCUAAUUUUCAGCUUGGCUAGAUUUAGUUUAGACUUUUUCAUUCUUUUUUUGUUUUUUUUUUUGAGGCGGAGUCUCGCUCUGUCACCCAGGCUGGAGUGCAGUGGCAUGAUCUUGGCUCAUUGCAACCUCCGCCUCCUGGGUUCUUGCAAUUCUACUGCCUCAGCCUCCUGAGUAGCUGGGACUACAAGCGCACGCCGCCGCACCCGGCUAAUUUUUUGUAUUUUAGUAGAGAUGGGAUUUCACUGUGUUGCCUAGGCUGAUCUCGAACUCCUGAGCUCAGGCAAUCCACCCGCCUCAGCCUCCCAAAGUGCUGGGAUUACAGAAGUGAGCCACCGCGCUGGCUUUUAAUUUUUAAAAUAAAUAAAAGAGAUGGGGUCUUGAUUUGUUGCCCAGGCUGGUCUCAGACUCUUGGGCUCAAGUAAAUCCUCCUGCCUUGGACUCCCAAUGUUGGAGUUGCAGGUGUGAGCCACCACACCUGGCCCAUAUUGUGAUUGUUAAAGAUCUUUCUUUGGCUGAGCACAGUGGCUCAUGUCUGUAAAUCCCAGAAUUUUGGGAGGCUGAGGUGGGUGGAUCACCUGAGGUCGGAAGUUUGAGACCAUCCUCUUCAACAUGGAGAAACCCCGUCUCUACUAAAAAUACAAAAUUAGCUGGGGAUGGUGGCAAAUGCCUGUAAUCCCAGCUACUCAGGAGGCUGAGGCAGGAGAAUCACUUGAACCCAGGAGGCAGAGGUUGCAGUGAACUGAGAUUGCGCCAUUGCACUCCAGCCUGGGCAACAAGAGUCUAAAAAGCAAAAACAAAA
Callithrix jacchus (white-tufted-ear marmoset) is the source of this 20610-nucleotide messenger RNA. RefSeq names its product RGP1 partner of RAB6A GEF complex (gene RGP1). The record is from RefSeq and is a predicted model, not a curated record. NCBI's taxonomy places the organism in Eukaryota, Metazoa, Chordata, Mammalia, Primates, Cebidae.